AUGUUAGAUGCCUCUGAUCAAGCAAAUGUUGUAAUGAAUAUUACAGUUAUAGGGGGAGUUGCAACUUUGAUAAAAAGAUAUACGAAUGAGACUGGAUUGUGGGCAAAUAGAGGAGGUAAAAGACCUUUAUAUAAACCAAUAUGUGGAUAUACUGGGACAGAAUGUCCACAAAAUAUAACAACAUAUAUAUUAAUUGGUGUUGGUUUGGUUUUGUUAUUGUUAGUAGCUACUUUAGGUGGAAUUGGUUAUGCUGUUCGAGAAAAAUUAAAAGAAAAGGAACGUUUAACUAGAGAAUGUUUAAUACCUUUUGGAGAAUUAAAAAAUAUAAAAGAAUUAAAAAGUAAUGAAGAUAUGAGAAGUUUAGAAGCAAAUAAAAGUUUAAAAAGUUUACAAAGUAGCCAAUCUGGCAGUACAAAAUUAACAAGUAUGGAUGAUAAAAAAUUGGAAACAGAAAAUUAUGUCCAUUUUUUAUAUAAUAGAGAAGUUGUUUUUGCUAUUAAAUAUCAAGUUAGAGUUAGAAUAUUAUCGGAUGAUUUUAUACUUCUUAGAAAGGUAAUAUUGUAAUUAAUGAUUUUUAUUUUAGAGCUUUUGAUUUUAAAAUUCCAAUUAAAAUGAGUAAACCUAGUUGACAUCAGAUAAGCUUUUCGAAUCAUAGCCAACGAUGGGGAGGGGGAGAGACGAGACCGAAGGCCCGAAGUGACCCAAAAUGGAAGAACGACCUCUAAAAGUAGAGGCGCGACGC
Messenger RNA from Meloidogyne enterolobii, 742 nucleotides. Lineage: Eukaryota; Metazoa; Nematoda; Chromadorea; Rhabditida; Meloidogynidae. The record is from the annotation of a GenBank genome assembly.